AGUCGCGGGUUCAAUCUCAUUACCACACAAUUUUUAGUGUGCUAUAUUGGGUUUCAAGCCCAGUUUAUUUUCGACUCCAAAAUUUUCAAAAGAUUUGCCAGUUUCCCUCCAACGGAAUUCAAACCUUCCGCCAACACGAAGCUGUGUGUGAGAGAGAGAGAGAUGAGGGAUAGCAACCAUCUGCAAACUCCACAGAAGGACCCCUCUGGUUCCGCCAAUCGCAGAUCGAAAUCCGUUCCCGAUCAAUCCAAAAAGCAUCCUAAAAAUGCGAAGAAGAGCUUGAAAUCCGAGUUCGACACGCUAGUGGAAGGUGCUGCCUUGACUGAAUCGCCAAAGGAAUCUGCUGAUUUCUCUCUUAUUUCCGAAGUUGUUGAUGACUUUCAAUUUAGUGAAUCCACUGAGGUAAUUUCAAAAUUCGAUUCUCAAUUUCAUGUUCGGAUUCGUACAUACUUCGCUUUAUAGGGGCGUCUAGUAGUAUUUUAGUAUAUAUUGAUUAAAUCUGCUGGUAAAUACGAUCCUGCUGCUGUUUCUGCAGGUUUGUUAUAGCUUAUGCAUAUUUCCAUUUCAAUUUUGCUGCUUUGCUUUCUUCUCCCUAGUUUGAAGGCAGUUUGUGAUUCUGUAGUGGUGUUUUAUGAUCCUUUUUAGUAACUGAACUAAGCUAAUGCAUAUCUCAGUUGUUAGAUCUCUGAUAGCAAAUCACAAUAUAUAUUUAGCAGCAUUCUAGAUAUCCAUCAGUUUUGCUUUACACUAGCUCUGUACAUGAUAGAAUUUAGGAUGGGUAUGGACAAUUGGAUUGGGCAAUAAGACACUUGGGUUGAACCACAUUAAAAGAUUGAAUCCAAUCGAUUAGUUAGUCCAACUCAAGAGCUUAUAUACCGGUUAUUUUACUCUUGAACUUCCGAUGUGGGAUGCACUCUAACACUCCCCUUCAAGUGGACAACCGGGCCAUUUUGAAUCUAACCGGUUGACCACUUGCAAAUGAACUCUCAUUCCCUUGACUUUUUUUUUUUGAGCGCCAACACCUAAAGGACCACGAGCCGCUGGGUAUGGACUUCCAGACGAGCAAUCGUGUUAAACAGGCCACAGGCCGU
Cuscuta campestris is the source of this 1091-nucleotide messenger RNA. The record is from the annotation of a GenBank genome assembly. NCBI's taxonomy places the organism in Eukaryota, Viridiplantae, Streptophyta, Magnoliopsida, Solanales, Convolvulaceae.